GUAAGUGAAGGUAAAAAACUAACAAAAAGGUGCGAGGUAAGUGAAGGUAAAAAAAACUAACAAAAAGGUGCAAGGUAAGUGAAGGUAAAAAACAAACAAAAAGGUGCGAGGUAAGUAAAGGGAAGAAAAAGGUGCGAGGUGAGUGAAGGUAAAAACAGGUGUGAGGUAAGUGAAGGUUAAAAAAGUGUGAGGUAAGUGAAGGUAACUAAACAAACAAAACAAACAAAAAGGUGCGAGGUAAGUGAAGGUAAAAAACAAACAAAAAGGUGCGAGGUAAGUGAAGGUAAAAAAAACUAACAAAAAGGUGUGAGGUAAGUGAAGGUAAAAAAAACUAACAAAAAGGUGCGAGGUAAGUGAAGGUAAAAAACUGACAAAAAGGUGCGAGGUAAGUGAAGGUAAAAAACAAACAAAAAGGUGCGAGGUAAGUGAAGGUAAAAAACUAACAAAAAGGUGCGAGGUAAGUGAAGGUAAAAAAAACUAACAAAAAGGUGCGAGGUAAGUGAAGGUAAAAAACUAACAAAAAGGUGCGAGGUAAGUGAAGGUAAAAAAAACGAACAAAAGGUGCGAGGUAAGUAAAGGGAAGAAAAAGGUGCGAGGUGAGUGAAGGUAAAAAAAGGUGUGAGGUAAGUGAAGGUUAAAAAAGUGUGAGGUAAGUGAAGGUAAAAAUACAAACAAAAAGGUGUGAGGUAAGUGAAGGUAACUAAACAAACAAAAACAAAACAAACAAAAAGGUGUGAGGUAAGUGAAGGUAACAAAACAAACAAAAAGGUGCAAGGUAAGUGAAGGUAACUAAACAAACAAAAACAAAACAAACAAAAAGGUGCGAGGUAAGUGAAGGUAACAAAACAAACAAAAAGGUGCGAGGUACGUGAAGGUAACAAAACAAACAAAAACAAAACAAACAAAAAAGUGUGAGGUAAGUGAAGGUAACAAAACAAACAAAAACAAAACAAACAAAAAGGUGCGAGGUAAGUGAAGGUAACAAAACAAACAAAAUGGUGCGAGGUAAGUGAAGGUAACAAAACAAACAAAAACAAAACAAACAAAAAGGUGCGAGGUAAGUGAAGGUAACAAAACAAACAAAAAGGUGCGAGGUAAGUGAAGGUAACAAAACAAACAAAAACAAAACAAACAAAAAGGUGCGAGGUAAGUGAAGGUAACAAAACAAACAAAAUGGUGCGAGGUAAGUGAAGGUAACAAAACAAACAAAACAAAACAAACAAUAAGGUACGAGGUAAGUGAAGGUAACUAAACAAACAAAAACAAAACAAACAAAAAAGUGUGAGGUAAGUGAAGGUAACAAAACAAACAAAAACAAACAAAAGGUGCGAGGUAAGUGAAGGUAACAAAACAAACAAUAAGGUGCGAGGUAAGAUAAGGUAACAAAACAAACCAAAAGGUGCAAGGUAAGUGAAGGUAACAAAACAAACCAAAAGGUGCGAGGUAAGUGAAGGUAACAAAACAAACAAAAACAAAACAAACAAAAAGGUGCAAACAAACAAAAAGGUAACAAAACAAACAAAAAGGUGCGAGGUAAGUGAAGGUAACAAAACAAACAAAAAGGUGCGAGGUAAGUGAAGGUAACAAUACAAACAAAAAGGUGUGAGGUAAGUGAAGGUAAAAAAGGUGCGAGGUAAGUGAAGGUAAUAAAAAAGUGAAAAAGUGAAAAAAGGUAAGUGAAAAAAGGUAAGUGGUAAAGGGUAAGUGUAGGUAAAAAAGGUAAAAGAUAAGUUAAAAAAGUCUCUUGGUUGGCAGGCUCUUGGUUGGUAAAAAAGGUAAGUGGAAAAAGGGUAAGUAAAAAAAGGUAAGUGAAGGUAAAAAAUAAGUGAAAAAAAGGUAAGUGGAAAAAAAAUCCCUGCCAACCAACAGCCUGCUCACGUCACGUCUGCCAAUCAAAUGGAAAAAGGUAAGUGAAAAGCAGGUAAGUGGAAAAAGUGCCUGCCAACCAAGAGCCUGCUCACAUCAUGCCUGCCAACCAAGAGUCUGCUCACGUCAUGCCUGCCAACCAAGAGCCUGCUCACAUCAUGCCUGCCAACCAAGAACCUGCUCACGUCAUGCCUGCCAACCAAGAGCCUGCUCACAUCAUGCCUGCCAACCAAGAACCUUCUCACCUCAUUCCUGCAAACCAAGAGCCUGCUCACGUCAUGCCUGCCAACCUCGAGCCUGCUCACGUCAUGCAUGUCAACGACAAGCCUGCUCAUGUCAUGCCUGCCAGCCAAGAGCCUGCUCACCUUACGCCUGCCAACCAAGAGCCUGCACACGUUAUGCCUGCCGACCAAGAGCCUGCUCACCUCAUGCCUGCCAACCAAGAGCCUGCUCAAGUCAUGCCUGCCAACCAAGAGCCUGCUCACAUCAUGCCUGCCAACCAAGAGCCUGCUCAUGUCAUGCCUGUCAACCAAGAGCCUGCUCACCUCAUGCCUGUCAACCAACAGCCUGCUCACGUCAUGUCUGCCAAUCAAGUGGAAAAAGGUAAGUGAAAAGCAGGUAAGUGGAAAAAGUGCCUGCCAACCAAGAGCCUGCACACAUCAUGCCUGCCAACCAAGAGUCUGCUCACGUCAUGCCUGCCAACCAAGAGCCUGCUCACAUCAUGCCUGCCAACCAAGAACCUGCUCACGUCAUGCCUGCCAACCAAGAGCCUGCUCACAUCAUGCCUGCCAACCAAGAACCUUCUCACCUCAUUCCUGCAAACCAAGAGCCUGCUCACGUCAUGCCUGCCAACCUCGAGCCUGCUCACGUCAUGCAUGUCAACGACAAGCCUGCUCAAGUCAUGCAUGCCAACCAAGAGCCUGCUCAUGUCAUGCCUGCCAGCCAAGAGUCUGCUCACCUUACGCCUGCCAACCAAGAGCCUGCACACGUUAUGCCUGCCGACCAAGAGCCUGCUCACGUCAUGUGUGCCAAUCAAGUGGAAAAAGGUAAGUGAAAAGCAGGUAAGUGGAAAAAGUGCCUGCCAACCAAGAGCCUGCUCACAUCAUGCCUGCCAACCAAGAGUCUGCUCACGUCAUGCCUGCCAACCAAGAGCCUGCUCACAUCAUGCCUGCCAACCAAGAACCUGCUCACGUCAUGCCUGCCAACCAAGAGCCUGCUCACAUCAUGCCUGCCAACCAAGAACCUUCUCACCUCAUUCCUGCAAACCAAGAGCCUGCUCACGUCAUGCCUGCCAACCUCGAGCCUGCUCACGUCAUGCAUGUCAACGACAAGCCUGCUCACGUCAUGCAUGCCAACCAAGAGCCUGCUCAUGUCAUGCCUGCCAGCCAAGAGCCUGCUCACCUUACGCCUGCCAACCAAGAGCCUGCACACGUUAUGCCUGCCGACCAAGAGCCUGCUCACGUCAUGUCUGCCAAUCAAGUGGAAAAAGGUAAGUGAAAAGCAGGUAAGUGGAAAAAGUGCCUGCCAACCAAGAGCCUGCUCACAUCAUGCCUGCCAACCAAGAGUCUGCUCACGUCAUGCCUGCCAACCAAGAGCCUGCUCACAUCAUGCCUGUCAACCAAGAACCUGCUCACGUCAUGCCUGCCAACCAAGAGCCUGCUCACAUCAUGCCUGCCAACCAAGAACCUUCUCACCUCAUUCCUGCAAACCAAGAGCCUGCUCACGUCAUGCCUGCCAACCUCGAGCCUGCUCACGUCAUGCAUGUCAACGACAAGCCUGCUCACGUCAUGCAUGCCAACCAAGAGCCUGCUCAUGUCAUGCCUGCCAGCCAAGAGCCUGCUCACCUUACGCCUGCCAACCAAGAGCCUGCACACGUUAUGCCUGCCGACCAAGAGCCUGCUCACCUCAUGCCUGCCAACCAAGAGCCUGCUCAAGUCAUGCCUGCCAACCAAGAGCCUGCUCACAUCAUGCCUGCCAACCAAGAGCCUGCUCAUGUCAUGCCUGUCAACCAAGAGCCUGCUCACCUCAUGCCUGCCAACCAACAGCCUGCUCACCUCAUGUCUGCCAACCAAGUGGAAAAAGGUAAGUGAAAAGCAGGUAAGUGGAAAAAGUGCCUGCCAACCAAGAGCCUGCUCACAUCAUGCCUGCCAACCAAGAGCCUGCUCACAUCAUGCCUGCCAACCAAGAGCCUGCUCACAUCAUGCCUGCCAACCAAGAGCCUGCUCACAUCAUGCCUGCCAACCAAGAACCUGCUCACCUCAUUCCUGCAAACCAAGAGCUUACUCACGUCAUGCCUGCCAACCUCGAGCCUGCUCACGUCAUGCAUGUCAACGACAAGCCUGCUCACGUCAUGCGUGCCAACCAAGAGCCUGCUCAUGUCAUGCCUGCCAGCCAAGAGCCUGCACACGUUAUGCCUGCCGACCAGGAGCCUGCUUACGUCAUGCCUGCCAACCAAGAGCCUGCUCACAUCAUGCCUGCCAACCAAGAGCCUGCUCAUGUCAUGCCUGUCAACCACAAGCCUGCUCAUGUCAUGCCUGUCAACCAAGAGCCUGCUCACCUCAUGCCUGCCAACCAACAGCCUGCUCACCUCAUGUCUGCCAACCAAGUGGAAAAAGGUAAGUGAAAAGGAGGUAAGUGGAAAAAGUGCCUGCCAACCAAGAGCCUGUUCACAUCAUGCCUGCCAACCAAGAGCCUGCUCAUCUCAUGCCUGUCAACCAAGAGCCUGCUCACAUCAUGCCUGCAAACCAAGAACCUGCUCAUCUCAUUCCUGCAAACCAAGAGCCUGCUCACGUCAUGCAUGUCAACCACAAGCCUGCUCACGUCAUGCCUGUCAACCAAGACCCUGCCCACGUCAUGUCUGCCAACCAAGAGCCAGCUCACAUCAUGCCUGCCAACCAAGAGCCUGCCCACGUCAUGCUUGCCAACCACGAGUCUUGCUCAAGUCAUGCCUGCUAACCAAGAGCCUGCUCACCUCAUGCCUGCCAACCAAGAGCCUGCUCAUGUCAUGCCUGUCAACCACAAGCCUGCUCACGUCAUGCCUGCCAACCAAGAGCCUGCCCACGUCAUGCUUGCCAACCAAGAGUCUGCUCAAGUCAUGCCUGUCAACCAAAAGCCUGCUCACGUCAUGCCUGCUAACCAAGAGCCUGCUCACCUCAUGCCUGCCAACCAAGAGCCUGCUCAUGUCAUGCCUGUCAACCAAGAGCCUGCUCCCGUCAUGCCUGCCAACCAAGACCAAGAGCGUGCUCACGUCAUGCCUGCAAACCAAGAGCCUGCUCACGUCAUGCCUGCCAAGCCAGAGCAUUUUUUACUCACGACAAAAGGUAAGUAGUAAAAGAUAAGUGAAGGCAAAAAAGGUGCGAGGAAAGUGAAGGUAAAAAAAGGUGCGAGGUAAGUGAAGGUAAAUGUUAUGACGUCGGUUUGAUCGGCUGCUCUGUUUCUGUGUUUUCAUUGUGUUUAUGUUUUACAGCUAUGCUCAUGCGCGUCUGUCACCCGGGUGCUUCAUCUUCGUGAUUUCCUACACCUGCGUCCCGCACCUGUCUUACGAACGGAGGUCUUACAAGUUUGGAACAACAUGAGGGGCCAUCCCUUCAUGGAGUCUCUCCGAGAGAAUCAGCCCCUGCUAAGGUGCAUCUGUUUAUCAGGGCUUGCCGUAGUUGGGCUGUUGUCGAGGUCAUCACCUGAAUUCAAUGAGCAAUUUGCCUUAGUGGACAUUCCAACUGAGUUUAAGUUAAUAAUAGCCAAGGUCUUGGUUUUGGAUUUUGUCGCCGCCCUGCUGGUGGACAGAGUUCUGCAGUUCCUGCUAGGUAAAGGAACCCUGAGGUUGCCUAAUAAGUGAACUUUUAUGGCUGACAGUCACCGAAGCAGCUUCUGCCCCUAGUGACCAGACUGUGAACAGGAUUUACAGAACUACAGUACUUGAACGGUGGCAUUUCUGCGAGAUCCAAAAGGAGGAGCAUGAAACUCAUUACUAAAACACACCUCAGUGUUUCCAUUUCUCCCUGGUCUCUGUCUUUGCUCUGACUUUAAUCUUUUAUCUACAUUUUUUUUCUUCUGACAUCUUACUACUCACAUCCCCUCCGAUCUAAAGGCCAAGAAAACUACAGUAUUGUGUUGAAAGGGGAACAUAAUCUCUUCAAGUAUUCUAAACUGAUCCAUGUUCCCGAUAGGCCCAACAUGUAGUAUGUAAAACAUCCCCAUACCAUGAUUUUUGCCCAUUCAUGCUUAACUUUUUACAGUGUACUACGUAAUAACGUCGAAUGGUUACACAUCACAAAUGUGAAACGCACAUUUGUGGACCAUUUUAAACAGACCCAAAGACAUUAAUUAGUAUCAUUCCACAUACAACAACAUCUGAACGCUCCUCUUUCUCCUCGCUUGUAAACACUGGAGCGGUAGUUUCAAUUAUGUCAUGCUAGCGUGUCACACAGCUAGUGCAAAACUUUAUGAUUUAAAAGUCCUCUUUUCUUUUUCUUUUUGAAAAAGGCAAUCUUUUAGCUAGAUAAGACCCUUAUGCCUUAUUUGGGAUCAUUUAGAGCCCUUUUAAAUCUGCAUUGAAACUGUAAACUUGAGGUCGAAUAAAGUCUUAAAUUGAGAAAAAUCCUGGAAUGUUUAACUCAAACUUUAUUUCUUCUUGACUGAACAAAGUAAAACAUUAACAUAUGGGGUGAGAAAAUUAUCAGGAUUUUUGUUUUAUUAAAUUGGAAUACUCCUUUAACAAUUUUAAAAGUUGAAAAGUUUUUGGAUAAUGUAAUUGAUGUAUAUCUAACAUGUAAUUUAAAGAUGCAUGAAAAUUGUUAAUGGCACACAGCCACUCAAAACACUAAGCCAUGUACCAUUUUUUUUCUCACCACCCAAUCAUUCUAAAUUAUUAUUAAGAUUUCUGAAAAUGUUAAAGUAAUGUUGUUGUCCCUGAUUUAUGUCUACCUCAAGUUUUACAGGGUUUUUUGUAUUUCUGCAGCCUGUUAAAAUGUUUGCUCUUUUUGUGGAAUGAGGUUGAUUGUGGCUGAAAUGUCUGAAACACACUUAUUUAUUUAUUUUUGCACACAAUAUGAGGUGUAUAAGCCAUGGCUGUCAUGCUAGUUGUUAGCUGCUCUUUUUUGCUGCCUUAUGAGUAAUGCCUUGAAGUAUUAAAUAAA
Molecule: messenger RNA, 7001 nt
Organism: Misgurnus anguillicaudatus (oriental weatherfish)
Lineage: Eukaryota; Metazoa; Chordata; Actinopteri; Cypriniformes; Cobitidae
Source: RefSeq, a predicted model, not a curated record